UUAUAUUUCUACCGUAGAAUACUAUGAGGCUUUUUCUAGGUUGACACUUAGAGAGUUACCCGAAUUUGAUGACUGGAUGCAUAUGAACGCUGUUAGAGUAGAUAUAGAAUCCCCCACCCAUCGCUUGGAAGAUCCGUUGAGCAGAAUCACAUAUCCACGGGCCCCCAAGGGGUGGAUGGUGGUCCAAACUGAUGCGGGGUUUGUAAAGGAGCCUAAGGAGGGAGGGAAAGUUAUUAGUGUUGGGGCCUUUGUUUUUUUCGAUGAGUUGGGUUCUAUUAGGUACUAUGAUACUGUCGUCUUAUCCUGGGUGAGCAAUGUGAAGGAAACUGAGUUUGAGACUAUAAAAUUUGCGAUGUAUGAAGGUGUAAGGAUUGGCAUCAGGAAGCUCUCCGUUUGUACGGAUAACUUUGAAAUUUUGAAGGCAAUUCAAGGUGGCAAUCCAUAUCCCAAAGAUGAAUUUGAUAAGUACAGAGAAGGGAAUGCAGUUGCAGAUCUUCUUGCUAAAUGGAGGAUGGAGAUGAUACGAUACCCCCACACAAAUCCUAUUACAAAUUGGCGAAAGGUAGUCCAAGCAGCCAAGCAUCAGUAUUCUGGCAUGCCGAACUUCAGAAUCCGAUAUUUGAAAAGUAAGUUAUUUUUUUCAAAGGUUAAAAUAUAUAUUUGCCCCUUAAACUAUUCUGAAAUUUUUUACUUCCCCCUUCAACUAAAAAAACGAAAAACGUUACACACUCAGGACAAUCUCUCCAUUCCGUCCAAACCAUGGACAGAAAACUUAACACUCAACCCUACCCUUCAAGUUAGGGACCCAAUCACCACCAUUCCAUAA
Molecule: messenger RNA, 826 nt
Organism: Rhododendron vialii
Lineage: Eukaryota; Viridiplantae; Streptophyta; Magnoliopsida; Ericales; Ericaceae
Exons: 2
Coding region: 77-826 (249 amino acids)
Source: RefSeq, a predicted model, not a curated record